This is a messenger RNA of Insectozyma verbasci, 1368 nucleotides long. The record is from the annotation of a GenBank genome assembly. Lineage: Eukaryota; Fungi; Ascomycota; Pichiomycetes; Serinales; Debaryomycetaceae.
AUGAUACGAGUGGUAAAACGAUUUUCAAGUAAGAAUACUUCAACAUUAUUAAGAGCACAAUUAGAUAUAAAUUAUAUAAUUCAAAAUAAGAAUUUAUUUGAACUGUCAAUUAAAAGAAGAGGUUUGUCAUCAAAUUUACUUGCAAAUUUAAAUUUUAUAAUAACAAAUAGACCAAUUCAAGCUGAUAUUAAUGUCAAGAUAAAUAAUAUAAAAAAAGAAAGAGAUGAUUUAUCAGUCAAGUUGAAACAAGGUAUAAAUAUAAAUAAGGAUAGAUUAAAGGAGAUAAAAUUGGAGUUAAAACCAUUAGAAAAAGAAUUGAAUGAUUUAGAGAAUAAUUUAUACAUUAAAGCAGAGUCAUUACCUAAUUUGAUAGACGACUCUGUGCCUGAAGAACCUUUAAAUGAACAAGUGGUCAAGUUUUUAAACUGCAAUUCCGAGUCAGAUGCAUUAACCAGUCUACCACCAACUCAAUAUGAUCAUAAAUCAAUUAUGGAAGCAUUUAAUAUAGUCGAUUUUAAUGUUGCGUCAAGAAUAUCUGGUAGUUCAUGGUAUUUUCUAAUUGGAGAUGGUGCAUUGUUAGAACAAGCUUUAAUACAAUAUACUUUAAAAAAAGCAAGACGAUUAGGUUACAAAUUUAUCACUCCUCCAUCAAUAGUCAAAUCUGAAAUUAUAAAUGCUUGUGGCUUUAAACCAAAUGAUAAUAAUAAUGAGAAACAAAUUUAUCAAAUAGAAGACGAAAAUAAAAGUCUUACUGGAACUGCAGAAAUUCCAUUGGGUGCUUUCCAUUCAUCAACGAUUUUCGAAAGUGGGACAAAAUUUCCUAUUAAAUAUGUUGGAAUCUCAAGAUCUUAUAGAGCAGAAGCUGGUUCAAGUGGUAAAGAUACAAAAGGUUUAUAUAGAGUGCAUGAAUUUACCAAAGUUGAGCUAUUUCAUUUUACAACUUUAUCUAAAUCUAAACAAGAAUUACAAAAUUUGUUGAACCUUCAAAUUGACAUGAUCAAUGAUUUGAAUAUUAAAGCUAAAGUUUUAAAUAUGCCAAGUUCGGACUUAGGAUCUCCAGCGAUGAAAAAAUAUGAUAUCGAAGCUUGGAUGCCUGGCAAGCAAGCAUGGGGAGAAUUAACAAGUUGUUCAAAUUGUGGAGAUUAUCAAUCACGUAGAUUAGGUAUAAGAUAUAAUUUAGAUGAAGGGGAAAUAGUUGGUAAAAAGGCAAUUGGUCAUGUUGCAACAUUAAAUGGUACAGCAAUGGCAAUUCCAAGAGUGAUAAUUGCAAUAAUUGAACAAAAUUAUGAUCCAGUCACGAAUAGAAUUAAAAUUCCAAAAGUUUUACAACCUUAUAUGGAUGACAAAGAGUAUAUAGUUCCAAAUUAG